Thlaspi arvense is the source of this 1737-nucleotide messenger RNA. NCBI's taxonomy places the organism in Eukaryota, Viridiplantae, Streptophyta, Magnoliopsida, Brassicales, Brassicaceae. The record is from the annotation of a GenBank genome assembly.
AUGCAUCUCCAUUCUGACACAACGGUGGCGAGAAUGCUGGUGGGAAACAAGUGUGACCUAGAAAACAUAAGGGCAGUGAGCGUGGACGAAGGCAAAGCGUUAGCAGAAGCCCAAGGACUCUUCUUUGUGGAAACAUCGGCUCUUGAUUCGACCAACGUUAGGACAGCUUUCGAGAAGGUCAUACUUGAUAUCUACAAUAACGUGAGCCGUAGGCAACUUAACUCCGACACUUAUAAAGAUGAACUCACCGUGAAUCGGGUAAGCCUCGUUAAGGACGAUAACACUGGCUCUAUACAAAGCUCGGGGGCUGGCGAUGUUGCCGCUCCGAAAAUUCCUGGAUGUUCCAAUAAAUUGCAAAUGGUCAAGGUCGAGAAUUGGGUCGACGGAGAAAAUGGUGAAACUCUUACUGGCAUGACUGCUCAGUUUGGCGCCUUGCUUCCGUCUGAUAAAGACAAAGCUGUUAAACUGCCGGUUGUUCUUACCACUCCUUUGAACAGUUGCUCCAAUUUGACCUCAAAGCUCUCUGGUUCGAUUGCGUUAUCUGUACGUGGCGAAUGUACUUUCACAGCUAAGGCUGAAGUUGCACAGUCAGGAGGAGCUGCAGCUUUGGUGUUAAUUAACGACAAAGAAGAUCUGGAUGAGAUGGCUUGUAAUGACAAAGAUACCUCCUUAAAUGUUUCUAUACCAGUCUUGAUGAUUUCAAUCUCAUCUGGAGAUGCCUUGAAGAAAUCCAUCAUGCAAAAUCAGAAAGUGGAGCUUUUAUUGUAUGCUCCAAAAAGCCCGGUUGUGGAUUAUGCUGUGGCAUUCCUCUGGCUAAUGUCUGUUGGAACAGUUUUCACUGCCUCUGUUUGGUCACAUAUCACCGGUCCUAAGAACGAUGAGCAGUACGAUGAAUUAUCACCAAAGAAAUCUUCAAAUGAUGAUGCUUCUAAAGAUGGCAAUGAAGAGGAAACUCUUGAUAUCAGUGCUACGGGAGCUGUUAUCUUUGUCAUAUCAGCCUCCACGUUCCUCGUUUUGCUGUUCUUCUUCAUGUCAUCGUGGUUUAUCGUGAUCCUGACCAUAUUUUUCCUCAUUGGUGGUAUUCAGGGAUUGCAUAAUAUUAUCACUACGCUCAUAACAAGGAGAUGCAAUAAAUGUGGCCAGAAGAAUGUGAAAGUGCCGCUGUUUGGGAAUGUCUCGAUUCUCUCACUCCUGGUUCUGUUAUUCUGCUUUGUGGUUGCUGUAGUCUGGUUUCUGAAGCGCAAAACUUCGUAUGCAUGGGCCGGCCAAGAUAUUUUUGGUAUUUGCUUGAUGAUAAAUGUCUUGCAAGUGGCUCGGCUACCUAAUAUCAGGGUUGCACGUGGGAGCAAAGACACUGGAGAAUCUAUUCCCAUGCUCCUGAGAAUUCCACGGCUUUCUGAUCCAUGGGGUGGUUACAACAUGAUCGGUUUCGGAGACAUUCUGUUCCCAGGCCUGCUCAUAUGCUUUAUUUUCAGAUAUGACAAGGAGAAUAACAAAGGAACCUUGAGGGGAUAUUUCCCAUGGUUGAUGUUUGGCUACGGACUUGGACUAUUCUUGACAUACUUGGGAUUGUAUGUUAUGAACGGACACGGUCAACCUGCGUUGCUCUACCUCGUCCCUUGCACCCUCGGAAUCACAGUCGUACUCGGGUUGGUGAGGAGAGAACUCAGGGACUUGUGGAACUACGGGACUCAACAGCCUUCAGCUGCACAUGUAAAUCCAUCUCCACAAGUAUAA